Symbiodinium natans is the source of this 2238-nucleotide messenger RNA. Lineage: Eukaryota; Dinophyceae; Suessiales; Symbiodiniaceae. The record is from the annotation of a GenBank genome assembly.
AUGCCAACGGUAUACGGAGCGGCCUUGCCGGGAACGCUUCCUGAAGAGAAAGCGGAAGAAUGGUCAGUGACACCGGAGGAUGAGGUACCGCUGUCAGACCUGCUGGGCGAAGACGAGGAAGCAGAUGAAGAGCAGGGUUUGCCUUUUACCGUUCCACAGCCCACGGACUCGGGCAAUGAUCAAGGGGAGGUCGAUGUCAAUGCGGAAGGGCUGGGACGGCAGUCAUCGAUGCGCAGCUCCCGGCCAAUGGAGGUUGCCAAGGCCUUCGUGCAUUCGGGUACGGGGCUCUGCGAGGUCAACGGGGACGAGCUAGUCCAGCGAGCAUCAGUUGGAGUUCAGCGGCCACUGGCUCAAGCAUGUGGAAGGUGUGGGGGAUCAUGCAUCUUUGCAGUAUCCGUGGUGUCUGUCUUGUCUGCAGGUGUGCUGGCAUCACUCUCGGCUCUACCUGGCGAAUGGAAGUACAAGGCAACAACAGAAACAUGGUAUCUGAGUAGCCUGGGACUGGGAGUGGUUACCUGGAGUUGCCUGUUGGCAACACUCGUGGUGCUCUUCUUGGUUUAUGGCAUCCUGUUUGUCUGCCUGGAGGCUUCUGCGGAAGCAGCCAAGUCAGAGAAGCUCCGUGUUAAGAAAGCUCUGCGCUUGAAUGACGUGAGGGCAGUCUUUGGGCACCGCCCAAACUGGAGAAGGUGUUUCAAGUUUGGUCAGCUAGUGGCUCGAGCUGUGUUGAACAUUGUAUUUGCAACGUUCACAUUUGUGACGCUGCCAUCGCGCGACCCGGAUGAGCCGCUGAAUCAAACGAAGCACGUGCUAAGCUGGCUAGAGUUUCCCGCUGUGUGGUCAUGUGUCGUCUACUGCCUGAGCUUGAUGCUUUACAUGUUGGCGCGCUAUUGCCUCGGAGCAGAAACCAACACGCGCAGUCUCUGUUCCGCUGUCGAUGCCAUGCGAGCGGUGGCCCAGGUAUCAAUGUUGAAGUUUAUGCUCUUUGCAAAUCCCGACCGCCUUCGCGCAGCUAUCGAAAGAUAUCGCCGCACGACAGGGCUUGGCAUGCUAGUGCUACUCAUCUACAUGCCGCUGUACCUCCUCAUUCUUGUGGUCGGCACGGCGGCAUUCAUUUUAAAAGCCAGCACGGUGGCCUUCACCUCUGACACUCUGUUCUGGAGCUGGACCCCUUCCCAAUGGCUGUCUCUUGCGGGUCUUUUGAACAACCUUGCUGGCAUGGUCAACUUCGAUGACGUCGGCUCGAAUGCUGUCAUCAAGCAUUUCUUGCGGGCCUACACCGACAAGGAGGGAGCCUUGCAUCAUGGUGGUGUUCAGCUUUUCCGAUCAGCCCUUUCGCAGCAACUCUUGCGCGAGUAUAACCCCGUGCUUGCAGCAGUCAUGUAUCAGUCCACUGGACUGACAGACGUCAUGGACUUGCUGCAGGCUGACGAAAUCCGCGUCAUACUGAAGAGCUUCCUCCUCCGCUUUUUGGUGCAGGAGUUGUCGCAGCGCUACCCGGGGCAGGUGGCCGUGACGGCCUCUACGGGCAUCGCUGCAGCGCACCUCGGUGGUCAAACCAUCCACAGCUUCGCGGGGAUCGGCGUUGGGAAGGAUCCUCUCGCGAAGACCUUGCAGCAGGUUCGAAAGAAUUCUGGAGCAGUGCAACGAUGGAAGAACACCAAAGUGCUGGUUGUCGAUGAGAUCUCCAUGAUCGAUGGCGAGCUACUGGAGCUGCUGUGCGCCGUUGCCUGCGACAUCCGGAAGAAGCCCGCUGCCUUCGGUGGACUGCAGGUGCUUUUCUGUGGUGAUUUUCUACAGCUGCCGCCGGUGCAGGAGCGGGGGCAGGUUGCGCGGAAGUUCUGCUUCGCGUCUGCCGCUUGGAGAAAGGCUGGCUUGGACGAGGGCACCGUGCUUCUAUGCCAGACGGUGCGGCAAGCAUCCGACCGCGAAUUUGGCAAGGUCCUCAACGAGUUGAGGGUCGGGCACGUGUCCGAUGCUGCGCGAGCAAUGCUCGCAAAAUGUCACGUUGGUGUGAAACCGCAGCCCAAAGAUGGCAUCCUUCCAACGAAGCUUUACUGCCUCAACAAGAACGUCGACGCCGAGAACGCAGCGCGCCUGCGGCAGCUGCCAGGCGCACCGCAAACCAUGCGAGCACACGAUCUUUGCCCGCGCAACACCACGCCCGCGCAGAUGAACCUCUUGGACAAGAAGGUCCCCAGUGAAGUUCAGCUCAAGGUUGGCGCGCAGGUUGUGAAUUAG